Messenger RNA from Paracoccidioides brasiliensis Pb18, 711 nucleotides. RefSeq lists its product as uncharacterized. The coding region runs from base 1 to 711 and encodes 236 amino acids. The record is from RefSeq and is a predicted model, not a curated record. The transcript is spliced from 4 exons. Gene Ontology annotation, biological process: signal transduction. Gene Ontology annotation, molecular function: GTP binding; GTPase activity; GDP binding. Gene Ontology annotation, cellular component: plasma membrane.
AUGACUCCGAGCUUGAGAUUACAACCACGGUAUGAAGCUCCCUUUAUAUUAUCCGCCCGUCCCGCAAUCCAUCCUGUAAACUCUGGAAAUGUGGCUGACGUUUGGCGCUUUACCUCAAGAAGAGAGUAUCAUAUCGUGGUGCUUGGAGCUGCUCAAUUUGUCCAAAAUGUUUGGAUCGAAAGCUACGACCCUACAAUUGAAGACUCAUACCGAAAGAUUGUUGAUGUGGAUGGACGACAAUGUAUACUGGAGAUAGAACUCUACAUGAAACAAGGUCAGGGCUUCCUCCUCGUCUUCUCCAUAACCUCCAUGUCCUCCCUAAACGAACUCGCCGAACUCCGCGAACAAAUAAUCCGAAUAAAAGACGACGAAAACGUCCCCAUCGUCAUUGUCGGAAAUAAAUCAGACCUCGAAGAAGAUCGUGCCGUCUCGCGAUCGCGUGCCUUCGCCCUUUCGCAGCAAUGGGGAAACUCGCCAUAUUAUGAAACCUCUGCCCGACGGCGUGCUAACGUUAACGAGGUCUUUGUUGAUUUGUGUCGGCAAAUUAUCAGGAAGGACAUACAGGCGAGUCAGGAGAGGAGCAUGGAGCUGGCGAUGAAUGGGAGGAAUGGCGGCGGCGUUGGUGGUGCGGACAGACACCGCCGACACCAUGGCCGAUUACGGAACCAUCGGAGGAGAACGAAGGUAAAAGGGGACUGUGUGAUUUUGUAG